AUGGGUUAUACAAAGGCAGAUGGAUCUCCGGAUUUGUCUUUAAGUUCUAUCUUGCUGUACUUCAAGACUAGAGUAUCAACUCUUUUUGAUAUUCCUGCGAAAAAGUAUGAGGUAUCUGUCUGGGAUAAAGUGAAUCCUAUACCCGGACUCAAGCUCAUGACCGCAUCUGACUGGAACUACUUUGGUUUAGGGUUUUUUGCUUGGACUAUUGAUUCCAUGGAUUUCUUUUGUGUUUCUGCUUCUGCUUCAGAAAUCGCAGCCACGCUUGGUGUUAGCAUCACCGAUAUUACUUGGGGAGUAACCUUAGUGCUCAUGUUAAGAUCAGUAGGCGCUUUUAUAUUUGGACUCGCUGCUGAUUACUAUGGUAGAAAGUGGCCCUAUAUCUUUGUUGCAUUUCUUUUUUUGGUGAUUGAAAUUGCAACUGGAUUCGUGAGAAACUAUCAAGAGUUCCUAGGCGUGAGAGCCUUAUUUGGUGUUGCAAUGGGCGGUAUGUAUGGUAUAGCUGCUGCAACGGCUCUUGAGGACCAGCCUGAAGAAGCAAGGUCAAUUCUUUCUGGCUUGUUUUUACCUGGAUAUAAUCUUGGUUACAUAUUUGCUGUUGUAUUCUUUAGAGCCUUUGAAAAUACCUACAAGGGCACUGAAGGUUGGAGAGCAUUAUUCUGGUUCUCUUCUGGGCUUCCGCUUAUUUUAAUCGUGUGGCGUGUUUUCUUCCCGGAGACAAAUGCUUUUUUAAAAUUGAAAGAGAAGCGUCGCCAAGAAGGUAGCACUGUUAGCAAGUGGAAGCAGUUCAAAACAAGCGUGUCGGCUCUUUUUAAAACAGAAUGGCUCAUGUUUAUUUAUUUGGUUUUAUUAAUGUCUGGCUUCAACUUUAUGUCUCAUGGAGUUAUGGAUUUAUAUCCAACAAUGCUUGUCCAGCAACACGAUGUAGGGCCAGAUAGAAAAACGGUCAUAAUGGUUGUGGUGAAUAUAGGCGCAAUUAUAGGGGGAUUAUUUUUUGGACAAUUGACUGAGUUUCUCGGCAGAAGAUUGACAGUAAUAAUUUGUUGUAUCUGGAGCUGUGCAUUUCUUUAUCCUGCUUUCUUCGUUAAUGACUUGAAUACCUUAACGGCAGGAUUCUUUUUUCUUUUGUUCGCAACUAUGGGAGCUUGGGGAGUGGCACCCUUACAUUUAUUAGAAUUGGUCAAUGAUAAUCAGAGAGUGUUUCUUAGUGGUUUAGUCUAUCAAUUGGGAAAUCUAGCAAGCUCAGCUUCGUCUACUAUUGAAUCGCAACUUGCGGACUUGUUUCCUAUAACAGUCAACGGUGUAGAGACCUACGACUAUGGUAGAGUCAUGGGUAUUUUCAGCGGUGCAGCUUAUGCGUAUUUAGCGGUUGUCAUUUUCCUUGGUCCAGAAAGAUUCCACAAGGACGUUAACCUUAAUGUAGGAAGGUCAGAUGAUAUUGAAUGGGACGUUGAAUGUGAAAAAUGGAGCAUUGAGCAGAAAGAAGUGGCGGAGAAGUCAGUUUAA
Messenger RNA from Priceomyces carsonii, 1506 nucleotides. It is a transcript of the gene JEN1, whose product is annotated as Jen1p. Gene Ontology annotation, cellular component: membrane. Gene Ontology annotation, biological process: plasma membrane lactate transport. Gene Ontology annotation, molecular function: secondary active monocarboxylate transmembrane transporter activity. The record is from RefSeq and is a predicted model, not a curated record. NCBI's taxonomy places the organism in Eukaryota, Fungi, Ascomycota, Pichiomycetes, Serinales, Debaryomycetaceae. Bases 1 to 1506 code for a protein of 501 amino acids. The transcript has 2 exons.